GCAAUUUCACAAAGAACUAUUAGUCGCACUCUUUGUAAAGCUAAUUUGUUCGCACGUGUUGCCUAUUCAAAACCUUUUAUUAAUACUAACGCUAAAGAAGAACAUGAGAAAUUUUUUACUUUAAUUUCUCCUAAUCCACAUCAAUAUAUAUGGAGACUGCCGGAAGAAGAGUUUGAUGAUAAUUGCCUUGUUCCAGCAAUCAAAUCUAAAGAGAUUAUAGUGUGGAGAUAUUUUUCUUGGUGGGGUCUUGGUCCUCUUGUUCGUGUCUAUAGCAGUAUUACAAGUGCGUCCUAUCAUAGGAUGCUUAGUUGUUAUGCUAUUUCCAAGCUUCAAGACCAAUACUCUAAUAGUAACAGGGUAUUUCAACAUGACGGUACCUCAGUCCACAGAAGUAAGAUAGUUAAAAGGUAUCUAGUUAAUAAGAAUAUUGAACCAUUAAAAUGGCCUCUCUACAGUCCGGAUCUUAGUCAAAUUGAGAAUCUUUGGUUCGAGGUUGAAAAAAAGCUUCGAAAAUGUCGUUCAAGACCUGGCAACCUUAACGGACUUGAAAGGAUGGUUAAAGAAGAAUGGGAAGCAUUAUCUCAAUAUUAUUAUAAACAUCUUGUUGAAAGCGAAGUUGACUGUGUUAUAGAGGUAUAUAAUAAUGACAGUGG
Messenger RNA from Racocetra persica, 653 nucleotides. Lineage: Eukaryota; Fungi; Glomeromycota; Glomeromycetes; Diversisporales; Gigasporaceae. The record is from the annotation of a GenBank genome assembly.